Molecule: messenger RNA, 1576 nt
Organism: Sardina pilchardus (European sardine)
Lineage: Eukaryota; Metazoa; Chordata; Actinopteri; Clupeiformes; Clupeidae
Product: (Lyso)-N-acylphosphatidylethanolamine lipase-like
Exons: 8
Coding region: 306-1361 (351 amino acids)
Biological process (GO): lipid homeostasis; phosphatidic acid biosynthetic process
Cellular component (GO): lipid droplet; mitochondrion
Molecular function (GO): lysophosphatidic acid acyltransferase activity; phosphatidylcholine lysophospholipase A1 activity
Source: RefSeq, a predicted model, not a curated record
CAAAAAAAUCUCCCGGGUUGGUGCAACAACUGCAGUAAACAAUCCACCCUCGAAUAUCUUGACUUCAGAAAUAGAACAUUCUGUGGUUUUCAUGUUAAAGAUAGAGAAAAUGCUUAGUUGCAUUCAUUUGAUGUACUACAGUAUGAGUGAGUAGUAGGCUCUGACGCAUUUUGUUUUUAUCGCCGACCUCUAAAAUCAGCUGAUUCUGACAUGCCAUGCCACUGUUACAAAACAUGUCAGUGAGAAAACACAGGACUGAGCGACAACAGAACAUACUGUGACAUGUGUUAUAGCACACCGUGAACAUGCAAGACGAAUCGGAUUCAAAGUCAGUGUCAAGCUGGAACUGGUGGCCUUCAUGGCGACCAACUUCCACGCACCAGCUAAGGAAUGCAGAGACAAAGAUCUUAGACUGUGUGCAGAAUGACCUGUGGGCCCGCUUUGUCUCGCUUCCUACUCAGGACAAAAUCUGGACAGUAUCAGUGACUCACAAGACUCCCCAAGCUCCUCCUAAUCCUGCCUCUCAGAGACCACUGGUGAUGGUUCAUGGGCUUUGUGGCGGUGUGGGCUUGUGGAUCCGCAACCUAGACCCCCUGUGUCGCUCGCGUCCUGUCCUGGUGUUUGACUUGCUUGGUUUUGGACGUAGCUCCCACCCCCGCUUCCCAACAGACCCCGCACAUGCGGAGCAGCUCUCGGUUGACUCCAUAGAGCACUGGAGGCGGGCCUUGGGUCUGGAAAGCAUGAUACUAUUGGGUCACAGUCUGGGUGGCUACCUGGCGACAUCCUAUGCCAUUCAGCAUCCAGAGAGGGUGAAGCACCUCAUCCUCGUAGACCCUUGGGGCUUUGAGUACUUCCCAGAGGAUGGCCCCACUGCAGCGAGGCCUGGAUGUCCUUACUGGGUGGAGGGCCUCAUCUCCCUGGCCUCCCGCUUCAACCCACUAGCAGGGAUCAGAGCUGCAGGGCCCUGGGGGCCAAAACUUAUCCACAGAUUCAGGCCUGACAUUAACAGGAAGUUUGAAGACAUGUUUGAUGACGAGACUAUGACUCAGUACAUAUAUCACUGCAAUGCCCAGAACCCGAGUGGAGAGGUGGGGUUCAGGAUAAUGUCUGAGUCGUUGCUCUGGGCGAAGCGUCCAAUGAUAGAUCGGGUACACCUCCUGCCUGCAGGCCUCCCCGUGACCCUAAUCUAUGGAGCCCGCUCUUGGAUGGACAGUAAGACAGGCGACGAGGUGGCCAAAAGGAGACCAGCGAGUUACACACAAACUGUGGUGGUGAAAGGAGCAUCACAUCACGUCUAUGCUGAUCAGCCUGAGGAGUUCAACAGAGUGGUGCAGAGUAUCUGUGAUAGUGUGGUGGAUUAAGUGCCUGUGAGUGUAAGGUUUUGUUUGUGGGUUGUGUGUGUGUGUGUGUGUGUGUGUGUGUGUGUGUGUGUGUGAGAGAGAGAGAGAGUGAGUGAGAGAGAUAUCAUGUAGUGCUAUUUCCUAGCAUGAAUGAAGUGAAUUAUCAUGUAAUGUACUGUUUCACCUGGACUGCCAAACUUAAUUUAUCUUUUUAUUAAAGUAAAUGUAUAAGUGUG